GUCCGUGCGACGCUUCCGCUUCACAAGAUCGACGCUGUGUCGAGCAGCAGAGCUCGGGUUGGACAUCUCUACGACAGAGGCUAAAGACAGAGCGGAGAACAGCUGAAGUUUAGCGACCUGGAAUAAAAUGGAUCAGUACAAGCUCGAAAUGAUAGAACGUGACCUGCACGUCCAUCAAGACCAGGAUCGGUCCAGUAGCGGGAUAAAAGAGGAGCAGCAAAACCCGAGUUUAACCGAGCUGGACCGGUCCAGUAGCGGAAUAAAAGAGGAGCAACAGGACCCGAGUUUAACCGAGCUGGACCGGUCCAGUAGCGGAAUAAAAGAGGAGCAGCAAAACCCGAGUUUAACCGAGCAGGACCCGUUCAGUAACACGUUAAAGAAGGAGCAGCAGGAUCCGAGUUUGACCGAGCUGGACCGGUCCAGUAGCGGAAUAAAGGAGGAGCAACAGGACCCGAGUUUAACCGAGCUGGACCGGUCCAGUAGCGGAAUAAAAGAGGAGCAGCAAAACCCGAGUUUAACCGAGCAGGACCCGUUCAGUAACACGUUAAAGAAGGAGCAGCAGGAUCCGAGUUUGACCGAGCUGGACCGGUCCAGUACCGGAAUAAAGGAGGAGCAACAGGACCCGAGUUUAACCGAGCUGGACCGGUCCAGUAGCGGAGCUGAGGUGGAGCAGCAGGACCCUAUCCAGUCUGGUCCCACAGAUCAACAGAAACUUAGAGGAAAGGGUGGUUCACGUCUGUAUCUCUGUCAGCCAUGUAAUAAAGACUUUAACAAACUAUCCCAGCUAAAGAUUCAUCAGAAGGUUCACCAUGAUGAGAAACCACCCUACAGCUGUGACCAGUGUGGCAAAACCUUCACUACAAGAGGUAGCCUAAAGACCCAUCACCAAAUUCAUACAGGACAAAGACCAUACACCUGCAACGAUUGUGGAGCAGCUUUUCGAAUGUCACAUCAUUUGAAAGUUCACUAUUAUAUUCACACUGGAGAGAAACCUUAUGGUUGUGAUCAUUGUGGAAAAGCGUUUUAUUUGUCUGCUCAUCUGAAACAGCACCAGCGGAUUCACACUGGAGAGAAACCGUAUUCUUGUGAAACCUGUGGAAAAACAUUUGCCUCAACCUACCAACUAAAACAUCACCAGCACAUUCACACGGGAGAAAAUCCAUACCGGUGCGAUCAGUGUGGAAGAACCCUUUCAAGUGCCACCAACUUAAGACGACAUCGGUAUAUUCACACUGGAGAGAAACUUUUUUCGUGUGAAACCUGUGGAAAAACCUUCUCCCAAUCCUGCAAGCUAAAACAGCACCAAGAAAUUCACACUAGAGAAAACCUCCACUACUGUGAUCAGUGUGGAAAAGUUUUUUCUCGAGCCGACAAAUUAAGACUACACCAGCGUGUUCAUUCUGCAGAACAAAAGAAAUAUCCAUGUGAAACCUGUGGUAAACAUUACUCUACAUCCUCCAGUCUGAAACAGCACUAUCAAAUUCACAGUGGACAGAAACCUUACUCAUGUGGUCAGUGUGGAAAAAUGUUUUCUAUGUUUAAGUCCCUAACACGCCAUCAGCGCAUUCACACUGAAUAAAAAACUUAUUUGUGUGAAACCUGUGGACAUGGUUUUGAUACAUCAUCUUCCUUUUAAAAGGCACCAUCAAAUUCACACUAGACAAAAACCUUACUGUUGUGAGGUGUGUGGUAAAAACUUUUAUUCCACCCUGCAAUCUAAAACAGCACUACCGUUUUCACACAGGAGAAAAGCCUUAUUGCUGUGAUCAGUGUGGUAGAAAUUUCUUUACAUCCUCAGACCUAAAAAAGCACCAGCACAUUCACAAAGGUCAAAUAUCUUAAUGUAACACUAGAAAGAAGUCUUAGUUGUGGAGAAGCACCUUCUAAUCAUUUAUCUUUAAUGAAAACAAUAUAUUCACACAGGGCAAACUUCUCAGGUGUGAAUGAUGUGGAAACAUUUUCACCAGAUGUACAGAAGUUUGUACAAUUAAAGACACUAGUGUCUGUGAGCAGCAAACUGCUCAUUAUUAUCCUCCAUUUUUAAUUUUAUUAGUAUCCUUACCUGUGGUAGUAAAAGAGGUUUUAGGUUUAUGCUUUCCGAAGAUCAAAACACUUUAUUUCGUUGAACUGUUGUAAACAUAUCACACAACCUACAUUCAUUUUGCUCAACAUGUGGUGAGGUUAGUGGAAACAUCAAAUGUUUGUUAUCUAGUGAUGUAUGUAUCUGCCUCCUUGUGAAAUUAACUUUCUGUACCAUGUGUGGGUCAUCCUGCCUCUGCCUUUCACAUUCAUCACAAAUACUGUAUAUGAGAAUCAAAGCUGUUGUUCAGAACUGUCUCUAAUAAGAGACUGAUAUUAAUGAGUGUAAGCGUAAAAAUGAGCUUCAAUGUGGUCGACAGCUGGUAUCAAUGCUCAGCAUUAAUGACCUAUUAAAGCAUGUGACGUGG
Betta splendens (Siamese fighting fish) is the source of this 2447-nucleotide messenger RNA. RefSeq names its product zinc finger protein 501-like. Gene Ontology annotation, biological process: regulation of transcription by RNA polymerase II. The record is from RefSeq and is a predicted model, not a curated record. The transcript is spliced from 2 exons. Lineage: Eukaryota; Metazoa; Chordata; Actinopteri; Anabantiformes; Osphronemidae. Gene Ontology annotation, molecular function: DNA-binding transcription factor activity; RNA polymerase II cis-regulatory region sequence-specific DNA binding. Bases 128 to 1579 code for a protein of 483 amino acids.